AUCAAAUAACAGGGAAAUCGCACCGAAAUCGCAGGAAAAUCGAACCGAAAUCGUUAUAAAAAGUGUAUUUCAGCGUGAAAAUGGUAUUCUUCAUAUGCAACCAUUGUGGGGAAUCGCUGAAAAAGCAGGCGGUCGAGAAACACGGUUGGAGGUGCAAACGGGAACUGAACGUGUCCUGUAUGGAUUGCCUGAAAGACUUUCCCGGCAAAGAGUACGAGGCCCACACGAGCUGCAUCAGCGAGGCGGAGAAAUACUCGGGUAAAGAUUACGUACCAAAGGCGAACGCUAACAAGGGCGCCCGGAAGCAGGAAACAUGGAUCUCCACGAUACGCUCGAUCACGGACGCCAAACGCAAUCUACCGAAGGGAAUCAUGUCGGUGUUCGAGGUGAUCCAGCGGAACGAUAACAUCCCGCGCAAGAUGAAAGGAUUCAUGAACUUCUUUCAAAAUUCGGCCAAACACAUUCGCAAACCGGACGUGGAAGCGGCAUGGGCUCUGAUCGAGGAGGAGGUUAAUCGCAACAAACAGCAGCAGCAACAGGUCACCGUGGAACCGGCCAAACCAGUAGAAGAAACGAAACCCGCGACAAACGGUACGGCAGUGAAGAGGAAACAGGAACCGGAGGUAGAUCAGCCAGCGAAGAAAAAACAGAAAAAGAACAAAUCAACCAACGGUCAAGCGAAUGGGCACGAUGAUCAGAGCGCCUUGCUUGGGAACGGUUCAACAAAUGGGCAACACGAAGAUGAACACGAGGAGGAAGAGACAACGAAUGGUAGCGGGAAAUUCCGAUGGAAUGAGGUAAUUCGCGAUGUGCUACUGUCCAAGGACAACCAAAUGAAGCUGUCCAAGCUGAAAAAGAAGGUCCUGAAACGCUAUCAGCAGUUUACCGGGGAUAGCACCGAUGGAAAGUUCGAGAAGAAGUUUGGCAAGAAGAUAUCCAAGGCACAUUUCGUGGUAGAGAACGAUACUGUAAGAUUGAUUGCUUAGUUUAGGGGUUGAUACAAUGAAAUACAAUAAUUUGUUUGUAUAAGUAA
Molecule: messenger RNA, 1033 nt
Organism: Anopheles darlingi
Lineage: Eukaryota; Metazoa; Arthropoda; Insecta; Diptera; Culicidae
Product: cell growth-regulating nucleolar protein
Exons: 1
Coding region: 81-986 (301 amino acids)
Biological process (GO): rRNA processing; negative regulation of transcription by RNA polymerase II
Cellular component (GO): nucleolus
Molecular function (GO): DNA binding
Source: RefSeq, a predicted model, not a curated record